Messenger RNA from Leguminivora glycinivorella, 3578 nucleotides. RefSeq names its product histone-binding protein N1/N2 (gene Nasp). Gene Ontology annotation, biological process: DNA replication-dependent chromatin assembly; CENP-A containing chromatin assembly. The record is from RefSeq and is a predicted model, not a curated record. The transcript has 9 exons. NCBI's taxonomy places the organism in Eukaryota, Metazoa, Arthropoda, Insecta, Lepidoptera, Tortricidae. The coding region runs from base 151 to 1323 and encodes 390 amino acids. Gene Ontology annotation, molecular function: histone binding. Gene Ontology annotation, cellular component: nucleoplasm.
GUCGGCAAAAGUAGGAUAAUUUGCAAGAGAUUACACUUCGAAUUUAAUAAGUUUUUAAUACGUUAAGUUAUCAAAGUCCUGCGCUGUUUACUUACUGCGCGUUACUGAUAAUCUCGCAGUUUGAAAAGAUCUGCAAUAGAAGUCUACAAGAUGACAGAAGUAGAAGUAACGCAGACCCCUUCAGAGCUCCUGGCUAGCGGGCGGCGAAAUCUAGCCGUAAGGGACUACAACGCGGCCACGGAAGCUCUCGCCAAAGCCUGCGAGCUCCUCGCCAAAGAACAUGGGGAUACUGCUGACCAGUGUGCAGAAGCAUAUCUAUGGUAUGGUAAGGCCUUAUUGGGCCUCUCAAGAGAAGAAAGCGGGGUCCUCGGUGAUGGUAUGCCGGGAACAGGCAAUGCUGAUGGCGAGGAAGAAGAUGACAAUGAAGAACAAGAAGAAAACGGUGAGAAUGGCGAGGAAGAGAAUGGGGAAGCGGAAGCUGAGCCUGUAAAGGCAGAGGCCGACGAUGGAGUGAAGAAGAGUGAGGCGGAGUCCACCACUAAAGAUGAGCCGGCCAGCAGCAGCACUGCCGAUGAUCAACCUGGUCCAUCUAAUGGAGAGGCAGCUGACGAGUCAAUGGCUGACUUGGAAAACGAAGAUGAUGUUGACAACCUCCAGUUGGCAUGGGAAAUGUUGGACUUGGCGCGCAGCAUCCUGCGCAGACGCGUGGAGGGCGGCGGAGACGCAGCGCGCGCGCAGCUGGCCGACGUGCACCUCGCGCUCGGCGAGGUCGCGCUGGAGAGCGAGACUUACGACAAGGCAGUCAUCGACAUGCAAAGCUGCUUAGAAAUCCAAAAGGAACUGUAUAGCAGUGACGACCGCCGCAUUGCUGAAACCCACUAUCAAAUUGGUCUAGCAAACUCUCUCGCCUCCAACUUCGAAGACGCCAUAACCCACUUCAAAAACGCGGCCAACAUUCUCGAAACUCGCAUCAAAACUUUAGAGAACCCAGCAGCAGUCAAAGACGAUGCCACCGUCAAGAAACACUCCACUGCAGACCCACUCUACUCCAUAGAAGCAGAAAUUAAAGAGUUGAAGGAACUGUUACCGGAGAUCCAGGAAAAAAUACAGGACAUGAUGGACUAUAAGACUGAGACGAAAAAGCGUCUCGCCGAAACGCUGUUCUCAUCAAACGGCGAAAGUUCUCAUCUCAACGGCGCUGGCUCCAGCUCCUCGGAGGCGAAACCGAAGCCUGCUGCCUCAGACAUCUCCCAUCUCAUCAAGAGGAAGAGGAAGUCCAGCGAAACUGAGGAGGCCUCCUCCGCUAAGAGGGCUAACACGUGAAUACCUAUCCUUUUCAACACCAUUUCCACAGCAAAAUCAUUGGUCUAAAAAGUGGAAUGUUUUAAUAUCACCUUUAUAAGGAUUAUGUUUAAGAUAAGAGCUUGCGCACUGCCGUUGAUAAACGUUUGUCGGUUUUGUGUGUACAAUAAAUUGUCUAUGAGAUAAACUGAUAAUACCUAGGCCAAAUGAAGUGAUUCAACUUGGUAUUUUUGUCUGAUAGUAAUUUUAAAUUGUAUCCAUAGAAAUGUUUCGCUAGUUCGCAAACUCAUGCGUUAUGGUGCUAUUCCACGUUAAAUUUUUGAUCAGAUAUGUAUUUACAUAUGUCUUACAUGCGACAUGAGAGUGAGACGAGACGCAAUGCACAUUUGACCAAAAAUUAGACAGAUGGCAUGGCACACUUCACUUAGGAAAUGUGAUCAACACUACUACUUGGUUAAAAUGUUUAUGGUACCUAACAUUUGUUUGUCUGCGCCUUAUAUCAAUAUUCCAAGAUUCCUAAGGUAGGUAUAUAACUAUACUUUGUUCCAUUAGUGUUCCACAGAUACAAGAAGUUAAAUAAUAAUUGAAUCACGUUUGGUUUCGCUGGUUUACAUCAUUUUUAUGUGCUAAUAGAGUAAUGUGCUAAUGUGCUAAUAGAAAUUAGCACAUUAAAAUGAUGUAAACCAGCGAAACCAAACGUGAUUCAAUUAUUAUGUAACUUCUAAGAAUAUAGUAUUUUUAUGACUAAACAUAUAUGGACGUGUCAAUUUUUCCUGUAUUUUGCGUAUAUUGCAGAAAUAAAAACUGCAACUAUUCUCAUAUUUGAAUGUUUCUUCAAAACUAGAUUACAUAGGCAGACUUCAAACUAAAAUUGACUCCUAUAUAAACUUACAAAGUGUUUUCUUACAUUAUUGUUUUUCUUACAGACAUUUCAAUGUUUGCAGUGGUACAUACAACAAACACCAAGCUAGGCAUUUCGUUAAGUUUUUUCAUUAGAUUUGAUCUGUUUUUUUCCAUUAUUUGUCGCUCAACUUUAUACGAUACUAAUCAUUUAUUUAACGAAAGGUCAUCUUGGUAUUGUAUAAACUUACAAUGAUAUAAUAUAAGGCCACGUUUUGACUGCUGUAACGAUAGGUAGAUAAUUAUGCUUCGUGGCUUGUAUAUUUAAAUAGAGGUGUUCACACGACAGACGACACGAAAUACACCGUCCUGUCGUUGCUUGUAUUGUAGGUAUAUGUACGGAGGUGUCCACAUAUAAAAUAGUUUAGCAUGAAAUGCUGCCUAAAACACAACUGUAAAGCAUUGAUAGCUCCAUGUGUUAAAAAUGAUACAAUUUAAAGUGUUAUCUUGGAUAAAUCUAGACAAUUGAUAAGGUAAGUAGUUUAUAUUUGGAUUUAUCUUUCUGUUACCUAUUACUAAUUUGAUUCGAUAAAAUUGUUACUAAAUUAUUAAAUGUAAUGUUUCACAAUUUGGUAAAUAAAAUUGAAGCAAGAGACUGAAUAUUGUAAGUCAAAGAAAUCGCAAAUUAUAUUAGUGUUCAACAUUAUCUACAUGACACUGCGUUUAAAUCUCAGUUUGAUUACUUAAAGAGCAUAAUUAAAAUAGAUUUGUAAGGUCUUAAUUUGUAGACUAAUCAACAAGAGAACGUAAUUAGAUUUUUGUGUAGGACCUUGUAAACACAAAAUAGGUAAUAAUAUUUGGAUGUCUUAGUAUAAAAUCAACUGUAAUUAUAGUACAUAUUUUUUUUUCCGGUUAUUACGGGCGAUCGAACAUCCCUUUGCUCUAGGUACGAGCAAUGAAAUAAAAUAAUCUCAUGGCGAUAAAUUGAAAUACGACCCAAGUUGUUUCAAAUCGCCACGAGUCGCGAAUUACAUUAUUAGCACUUGUAUCGCACAAUGUUGGAAGCAGCGGAUUGAGGACAAAAUGUAUGAAACUAUUAUACCGACCUGUUUUGCGACGGCCGCUCCGCUCGCCAUCCCGCUCACCGCGUGCGUUUAGUCCGCGGCCUUACAAGUAGUGUACUAUUUACAUUACACCUUAAGUAAGAGUACGGUGGCCCUUUAAAUUUUCUACAUAGGCACGUAAAGUGCGUCGUAGUUUAACUUUUUUUAGCUAAAAACUUCAUAAUAUUGUACAAGUUUAACCUGGGAAUUAUAAAUUUGGUAAAAUCAUUUAGUUUAUAUCAUUUAGAUGUUCAGUAUCGUAAGUCGUUAUUAUAAUAUAAUGUUGUAAACUUAAGGUUAAGAACGGUUUUAAUAAAUGAGACUUUAACAAUA